AUGAAACUCGCCCUUCUCAUCGCCUUGGCGCUGGCGCCGCCGGCCUUGGGAGUGAAGUUCCAGGGCGCCCUGCGCGAGAAGAGGACGGAAUGCAAGAUUUUCGCAAUGUGGGACUACCAUGCCGGAAAGGUGCCGUUCUUCAUCCAAAAGGACCUGGAGUCCUGGGCCCUUCAUUCCCACGGCCGCUGUGGAAGCCCUGUGCUCAUCAACGACACCAACAUCGCUCAGUACAUCCCAGAUCUUCCAGAAGAGUAUUUCAGGCUGCCGGACCACGGAUCACGGUCGGAUGUGAUCCGCUAUGCUUUGAUCUAUCAUCAUGGAGGCAUCUACAUGGACACCGACAUCUUGGUCCUCAGAGACUUGAACGAGGUGCUGGACAAGGUUGCCGACGACUACGACCUGAUCUCCUAUGCUCAGAAGAAGAGCUGCAAGGCCUUCAGCUCCAACUUCCUUGCCGCCCGCAAGGGCAGCAGCUACAUGAAGGAAGUCUGGGAGGCGCAGAAGAAGGCAAUGACGAGUCACUGCGAGUCCCAUGACGACCGUGACACGAAGGUCUGCUGCCCAGCGGACCCCAAGCGCAAAUGCCACGUGCACUGGGGUGCUAUCGGUGAGAUGGUGUCUCAUCCAGUGUUCGACAAGUUUGCUGCCGCGAAUCCUUCAAUGAAGAAGCACUGCUUCGCAGAGGAGGAAGGCGAGUCCUUCGCUCCAGAAGGUAUGGGCACAGUCCUCUUUACCAAGCGGAAGCUCCAAGAUGCUUUGCCGUUCUUCACGAGCAUCAAGACAAAGAAGCCCAUGGAUCGACUGGCCUACCACCUCUUCAAUGCCCAGGGCUUUCAAAGGGAGUAUGCCGGCGGUGCCAUCUUCGACUCGGCUCUUUUCGUCGGUGCGCUGUAUCGGAAGAGCUUGGGAAAUUCCUCGGCACCGCCGAAGGGGCCUGCAGACGACGGCCCAGCCGAGUACUGCGCGUCGGAAGGUGAGAACUGCCCAUGCUCGGGGCGAGUCUUUUUUGGGCGGAAGUUCGACAACGACAAGGAUGGGGACAAGCUGGACUUGUCUGAAAUGGUCUUGCAACAGUAUCGCAUGAUGGAGGUCAACGGAGAUAUAGCCUGCACGACCUCCGGAUUCAUGGGUGAUCCCCAGAUCAAUCGUCCCAAGCAGUGCCUCUGCCAGGCCAUGAAGGGAGGCCCCGCGCCGCGCAGCCCAGCCGAGGACGGCCCAGCCACCAUUUGCGCAAACGAGGGCGAGAUGUGCGAGUGCGAAGGGAAAGCUUACUACGGCCGCAAGUUUUCCAUCGGCAAGGUGAUCAUCGACGCGCAGCAGACGUACCGCGAGGGUGUGAUGAAGCUGGAAGGUGUGGAGCCCGCUUUGGAGGAGUGCGCGGCUCUGUUGAAACGCGCCCGCGCAGAAGGUGCUACAGUGGUGCACAUCCAGCACGAUGCUGGGGAGGGUUCGCCGUACGACCUCACUCAACCCGUGGGUCAGAUCGCAGAGCCUGUUGCACCCGUAGCUGGAGAGGAGGUCAUUGUCAAGAAGGUGCCCAACUCCUUCCAUGACACGACUCUCCAUCAGUACCUCCAGGACAAGGGCGUUAAGUCCUUGGUGCUGUGCGGCUUCAUGGCUCACAUGUGCGUGAACUCUACAGCACGUGGUGCUUUCAACCUUGGCUACGCUUCCACCGUGGUGGCCAGCGCAACGGCAACACGUUCCCUGGCAGAUCCUAUCAGCGGUGAGCCUGUAGAGGCAGCUUUGCUGAAGAAGAGUGCGCUGACGGCCAUCUCCGACGUUUUCGCUGUCAUUGUGCCUACGGCUGACAAGCUGCCGUAG
Molecule: messenger RNA, 1824 nt
Organism: Symbiodinium sp. CCMP2592
Lineage: Eukaryota; Dinophyceae; Suessiales; Symbiodiniaceae
Source: the annotation of a GenBank genome assembly